GGCAUAGAUUAGUUUCUGUUCUUGUAAAAUAACUUGACAUCAUGUCAAGUUUGAUUUUAUACAGAACUUGGGUUCAACUACUUUGUGGGCUCAAGUAAACUUGACUAACGUAAACGCCACUUUACCGCUGGUCGUGUGUAAACCUCAACAUGAUGACAAAAGUUUUGAUCUUUGAAAGAAAACAGCUGUAGAUUAAGAAUUUUUGAGGUUAGAAAAUGAUAGCAAGGACAAACGUAUACCUAGUAGUCAUUAAAAAAGUUAACAGAACUGAGCUGUUGAGCGGAAGGCUAAUAUAAAUGUAAUUAUAUCAAUGUGGUCUGAAUAGUUGAAACUAAAACAAUUUAUAAUUUGAAAAAAAUUGUUGUGUAGCCUUUUCAUCUUUUUUUUAGUUAUUUUUCUAGCUUGUUAGAAGACUAAAAAUGUCUUCAGAAAAAUCUAGUCCAAUAAAAUAUUUUCUUUCGGGUGGUUUUGGUGGAGUAUGUACUGUUAUAGCUGGCCACCCUCUUGAUACAAUAAAGGUGAGGUUACAAACGAUGCCGAAACCUGCGCCGGGUAUGCCUCCUCUGUUCACUGGCACUUUGGACUGUGCGAAGAAGACUAUUUCCAAGGAAGGAGUCACUGGAUUGUACAAAGGAAUGGGGGCUCCGAUAGCGGGAGUGGCGCCUAUAUUUGCGAUGAGCUUCUUUGGCUUCGGAGUGGGUAAAAGGAUUCUGCAGUACGGCAGAGGAGAGGAUGUCUCACUCACUCCGCUCGAGCUUUUCUACGCGGGUGCCUUUUCAGGCAUAUUCACCACCACAAUCAUGGCCCCUGGCGAACGCAUCAAGUGCCUUCUACAGAUCCAAGGCGGAGUGACGGAAGCGAAGUACAGCGGGCCGGUGGACGUGGUGAAGCAGCUGUACCGUGAGGGGGGCAUGCGCAGCAUCUACAAGGGCACUUGCGCCACGCUGCUGCGAGACGUGCCGGCCAGUGGCAUGUACUUCAUGACCUACGAGUGGCUGCAGAAGACGUUGGCCCCCGAGCCCGGCCAGCAGGACAAUCUCGGCCUCCUGCGCACCAUCUUCGCCGGCGGCAUGGCGGGCAUCUGCAACUGGCUCGUCGCCAUUCCCGCCGAUGUGCUCAAGAGUCGCCUGCAAACUGCUCCGGAAGGCACUUACCCAAACGGACUGCGGGACGUGUUAGCGAAACUGCGCCGCGAGGAGGGACUCAGCGCACUCUACCGCGGCUGCACCCCCGUCAUGCUGCGAGCCUUCCCCGCCAACGCCGCCUGCUUCCUCGGCUUCGAGGCGGCCAUCAAGUUCCUCAAUUUUGUCGCGCCCAAUCUCUAGUUCUUCGCGAUCACACAUUGUUGCGGUGAAGGUUACGGAUCUGGUGAAUGGUGUCCCAAACUUGUACGAUCUAGCACCGAAUCUGGUGCUUCGGUGUGACGAACCAACUGAAUUCUUCCCAAACUGUAUCUGAGUAGAUGAGAUUCUCAAUUCAUGCUAUUUUUCUUCACCAUAUUGGUGGUCCACGAGUUUUAAUGAUAUAUUGCAUUGGAAAGCGAAUCAUCAAAAUACCAUGUAACUUAAUAGCAAGAAUUUUAAUAGAAACUAUUUUUUCAAUGUUCAUGAAACUCGAUGUACAAAUCAAAUAUAACAGUAUUUUGUGUUGUAACUAUGAUUUCACAGGGUAUCACUCUUAUUUGUUCUAUAUCCAUCACAAAUUUAUAAAAAUACAUCAUAAAACUAUCAAUUUAUGAUUGGUAAGUGUAUUUAUAAAUUAAUCACAUUUGUGGAAUACCGAAUUGAACUGCAAUAGACACUACUAUGAAUUGAGCUUUAAUAUUUUACAAAAACUACGAACUCUUGUACGGUAUAUUUUUAGGUAAACUAAAUUCACUGCUGGUGAAAAGCUAGAGCCACCUUUUAUUUGAUAUUUCAAAUGAUAGCGCAACUAGACUGUAAUAAUCUUAGUAUAAAUAUGAAAUUUUGUAUUUGUAUAUUGCUUGUUAUAUAGCAACGCCGUUUUUUGUAAUUUGAAAACUAUUGAAAUUUAUUAGUAAUCAAGUGUUUGAAUCAGAGGAGCUAGGAGAAAUGAAAAUGCACACCGGUGAAUUUUAUUGCUUAUGGAUUUUUAAAUGAUAUAUAUUGUAUUAAUAAUUAUUAGGUAGAUGGUAAUUAGAAUAAAUUACUAGAUUAUAAGCAAAGCUAUCACAUUCGAAUGGUGAACGAAAUCGAUUUCAAGCGAUACUUUUUAAAUUCGAGAUCGAUUUAUGAACGAAAGAACGAUUACAAUGCAAUUUAUAAUAUCAAUAUGUUUUGCUCAUUUAGUUUUUAUAGGCGAUUAUAAUCUCAAUGCAAUUUAUUCAUUUUUUUGUAUAACAGAUUGAAUAAAAUUUCAUACAUAAUGAAUACUUGCUUCUUAACUAACUAGCUUCUUAAGUAAGUUAACGUCGAUGAUUAAUUCUUUUUAAUCAGUAUUUUUGAUGCUCAGGAAAGAUAGGUAGUUCUUCAGUAUUUAGCAGUUCUAAUCAUCAAGAUACCGUUGACCCCGGAAUUCCUUUUAUAGGGUUUUCCCAUGUUAAGCUUUGCUUGCAAUUGGAUUAUAUUGAUGAAUUAUUAAAAGCUAGUAUUAGUAUAACUACUCUACAAUGCAUACAAGUAACUAGCCUACAAUUGAAUUUGGAUUGUUUGUGUAUACAAGAAUCCAAACCUUGGAAAACAUUAAUUUUUUUAUCUUCAUCUGGGUACCCAAAAUUAACUGGCCAAUAAAUAUUGCAUUUCAUAAUUGAAGAAUUCAUUUACUUUGAUGCUUCUACGUUAUUUUUUCAUGUUAGUUUCAUUAAAAUUCCCAAAUCCAUGUUUCCAAGUAUUUUGAAAAUUAUUUUUCUUCUGUAACAGAAAACAUCAUUCAAUUAUCUAUGAUAAAAAUUAUAAGGUAUGGUACUAAUUGUUUAUAUUGUUUUGAAUUUAAAUUGUUGAAUUAUUUUGGCAAAUAAAUAUUCUAUUUAUUUAA
Nilaparvata lugens (brown planthopper) is the source of this 2994-nucleotide messenger RNA. RefSeq names its product mitochondrial carnitine/acylcarnitine carrier protein (gene colt). Gene Ontology annotation, cellular component: mitochondrial envelope. Gene Ontology annotation, molecular function: O-acyl-L-carnitine transmembrane transporter activity. NCBI's taxonomy places the organism in Eukaryota, Metazoa, Arthropoda, Insecta, Hemiptera, Delphacidae. The coding region runs from base 420 to 1325 and encodes 301 amino acids. The transcript is spliced from 5 exons. The record is from RefSeq and is a predicted model, not a curated record. Gene Ontology annotation, biological process: mitochondrial transport; carnitine transmembrane transport.